Messenger RNA from Pistacia vera, 2424 nucleotides. RefSeq names its product MDIS1-interacting receptor like kinase 2-like. The coding region runs from base 5 to 2368 and encodes 787 amino acids. Gene Ontology annotation, biological process: protein phosphorylation. Gene Ontology annotation, molecular function: ATP binding; protein kinase activity; protein binding. The transcript has 3 exons. The record is from RefSeq and is a predicted model, not a curated record. Lineage: Eukaryota; Viridiplantae; Streptophyta; Magnoliopsida; Sapindales; Anacardiaceae.
AAACAUGGUGUUAAAUUCCUUCAUUUCAAGAGUGGUGGUCAUAUGGGCUACUAUAUUUACAUGUUAUUUUGCUAUUAAUAUUUCUGAUAUAAUGGUAGUCGCAUCUGAAUUAGAAAAGGAAGCUCUACUUAACACCAGUUGGUGGGAUACCAGCAACAAUAUUUCAGAUCAUUGCGAAUGGGUUGGUAUCACUUGCAAUUCAGCAGGAAGCAUCACUGAGAUAGAUUUUUUUAGCUCUUAUUACAUAGAACGAGAGCUUAGCCGAUUUAACUUUUCUUGCUUUCCCAACCUCGAAAGCUUCAGUAUGGUACAGAGUUAUCUCUCCGGAAGCAUUCCAUCACAAAUUGGUGCACUUUCAAAGCUCAAAUUCCUAUCUCUAUCCAAUAAUAAUCUUACAGGUAUUAUCCCUCCAAAAAUUGGAAGCUUAAGCAAUCUCAUGAGACUGGACUUGUCAUUAAACAAACUUGGUGGACCAAUCCUUUCAACUAUUGGUCUUUUGACCAAAUUGACCUAUUUGAAUUUGUCUGGUAACAAUUUUACAGGAUCAAUCCAUUCAAUUUUAGGUGAUUUAACUAACUUGGAGCACCUAGAUCUUUCUUCCAACAAACUUGGAGGUUUGUUACCUCCAGAGCUUGGCAAUCUAAAGAAUCUAACUUUUUUAGAUCUGAGUCAUAGCAACCUAAUUGGACCUAUUCCUUCAACUCUAGGACAUUUAAUUCAUCUAACCUUUUUGUAUCUUAGUCAUAAUCAACUCAACCACUCCAUUCCAUAUGAGCUUACUCAGUUAGUCCAUCUUCAUUAUCUCGAUCUUUCCUCAAAUUUCCUUUCUGGUCAUAUAUUGAAUGCAAUUGGAAAACUCUUCAACCCUAGAUAUCUAAACCUCUCUAGAAACAGAUUUGGCGGAAGCGUUCCAUCAGAGAUUAGUAACCUUCAAAGUCUUCAUGUUCUUGAUUUGUCAUAUAACUCACUCACUGGGAACAUACCUUCUCAACUUGGAGAAAUUUAUGUCACCCAAUCCUUAUAUAUAAAUCUUUCGCACAAUAAUCUUUCUGGAACCAUUCCUAAAUCACUCCAUACAGUGUAUUACAUUGACUUGUCAUACAAUAAUUUGGAGGGUGAAAUUCCAAUUGGUUUGCAAUCUCAAGGACAACAACAAUUUAGUGGUAAUAAAGGUUUAUGUGGCCUAGUUGAUAGAGGCUUUUCCGCUUGUCCUAGUCUUACACCUUCUAAACCCCAAAUGAAGGUCUCUCCUAAACCCCAAAAGAAUGUCUCUCCUCUUCUUAUAAUUUUGCUUCCUAUCACCACAUUUCUCACCAUCUUAAUAUUUGGACUCUUGAUUCUCCUUAAAUGUAAGGAUGAAAAAGCUGAACCCGAGACAAGGGCAACCAAGGUUGGAGAUGUGUUUUCAAUUUGGAAUUAUGAUGGUAAAAUUGCAUUUGAAGACAUUAUUGAAGCAACAGAGGACUUUGACAUCAAAUACUGCGUUGGAACUGGGGGUUAUGGUAGUGUUUACAGGGCACAACUACCAAAUGGCAGAGUAGUUGCUUUGAAGAAGCUUCACAAUUUAGAAACUGAGGAGUCAACUUUACUCAACAGUUUCCAAAACGAGGCCCAUGUACUGUCCAAAUUACGACAUCGAAAUAUUAUUAAGCUUUAUGGAUUUUGUUUACAUAAAAAAUGCAUGUUUUUAAUUUAUGAGUACAUGGAGAGGGGAAGCUUGUUUUGUGUUCUACGCAACAAUAAUGAAGCUAUUGAGUUGGAUUGGAGUAAAAGGGUGAACAUAGUUAAGAAUAUGGCACAUGCUUUGUCUUACUUACAUCAUGAUUGCACUCCAUCAAUUGUUCACCGUGACAUAUCAAGCAACAACAUUCUACUAAACUCAAAAUUGGAAGCAUUUGUUGCUGACUUUGGGUUGGCUAGACUUCUAAAUCCUAACUCCUCCAAUAGAACCAUAUUAGCCGGCACUUAUGGAUAUAUAGCACCAGAACUUGCUUAUACCAUGGUUGUGACUGAGAAAUGCGAUGUAUAUGGUUUUGGAGUGGUGGCACUUGAAGCAUUGAUGGGUUGUCAUCCAGGAGAGCUACUUUCAUCAUUAUCAUCUUCUUCUACUCAAAAUAUGAUGCUUAUUGAUCUGUUAGACCCACGCCUUCCAUGUGUUAUGGACACAAUGGUUGUGCAGGAUAUUGCUCUUAUUUCAAGAAUAGCAUUUGCUUGCUUAAGUUCCAAACCAAAGUCACGACCUACAAUGCAUCGUGUGUCUCAAGAAUUUCUUAGCCGCAAGGCACCAUUGGCAAAACCUUUUCAUGAGAUUUCCAUAUCAGAGAUGAGAAACCAAAAUAUUUAUGCAGUUGAUGAAUCUGAGGAUUAGGCGUGGAUGUGUUUCACAGUUCUGUAGUAACAAUCUUGUACCAAGUUCUUUUAUUU